Saccoglossus kowalevskii is the source of this 6678-nucleotide messenger RNA. RefSeq lists its product as uncharacterized. NCBI's taxonomy places the organism in Eukaryota, Metazoa, Hemichordata, Enteropneusta, Harrimaniidae. The record is from RefSeq and is a predicted model, not a curated record.
AUGGCAGAAUGUGGUUUGGAAGACACUGUGAUAAAUCUAUCAAAGUGGAGAUGCAUGGAAGUUAGUGAUGGAAAGAUUUCAGACAAAGCUACACCUACAAUUAAGAAUGUAGCAUUCAUUGAAGCCGAAACAGAGGAGCAGUUACUGGAAACAGUGAAAUUGGUAGCAGAUGAUAAACAGGUUUUGCGGGAUAGCAUGUUGGAUCCAUCAAAAAGAAGUAUCGAUGGAACAGAAAUUGUGAUUAAUUUUUCAAAACAGAAAUCUAAACUCCAUGCAUUGGGAGUGACCAAGGAGAGCAAUACAGGUUAUUCUGGGCUGUCAAACAUGACAACAGAAAAUGAUAGUGGUGAAGUACAAUCAUCAAAGAAGAAAACAGAAGUAGAACAAGUAGACCAUGGAGUUAAAAGUCUAAUCCAUACAAGUGAGGCACAUGUGCAGAUUUCUGAAGAUAAGGCAGGUAAUGAGGCAGUGAAAAGUGAUGAUACAGAAGCAAUAGGAGAGAAUUGUAUGGAAAAUACAAGUGACAACAUUAAAAAGAUGUACAAUGCUGAACACCCUGAUGAGACAUUCCACCAAACCAAGACUAGUAGGAGUCAUAGUUCUGAACAAAAUGUGUUCUCUGGUGAGGAUGCUGAAGCUACAUCAGAAGAUAGUUCAGGCAGGACUUGCCAAGCAACAGUAGAUAUCAAAUCUAAGGAUCAACAGAAAUCAAUUGUCAAUGAAGAUGUAGGUUUGGAUGCAAAUGGUAUAGAAAGGGUAAAGGUUUGGAACAGAAGUACAACCAACAGUGAGAAACAGGCUCUGUAUUUUGACUCAGAAGACAUGUAUGGUGGACACAGUGUUUCAAGUGAUGAUAUCACUACCCUGACUGAAUCCCUGAGGUUAUUGAAGACCAAUGGGUGCAGUGACAUGAGUGGAUCAACUAUUCCUCAGCCAUGUAAGGAUGAUAACAUAUAUGGUUUCAACAGAAAGAAUAAAGUAAAGUUAACAUCUUUCAGCAAAGGGACUAUUCUUGAAGAAAUUGAGAAAUCAACCAGUGAAUUGAAUAUCAGUAUGUCAGCAGCCAAGAAUUUUAUUGAUGAUAAAAUAAGUCUUGAUAAAGAAACCGAUCUACUUGCUGUUGGCCAAAAUGAAAUAGAAAAUGAUGACAAUCAAUCCAUUAGUGAUACAGACACUACUACUUAUGAAUAUAUGCAGGGAGACCUGUCAGAAGGGGAUGCCAGUCAACAUGAUGAAAUAAUGUCUAAGAAUACAUUUGUUACAUCUACAUUUCUGUUUGUGGAUGACUUUAGAGAAGAAACUAAAAAAAAGGAAGUUGAUGGCUUAGAUAUUGGUAUGGCCAAGAACCACACUGAGCAACAUAUUAGUGACCUCGCACCCAGGUACCAGGAUGAUAAUCUUUCUCUGACUGAAAGAAAUGUCUGUACAUCAGAAUUGAAAGAAAGGCUGUAUACACUGGAUUCGGCUAAGUCUAAAUAUGGCUUUAAUACCAACAGAGAAGGUGGAACUUGCAUGGUGAAGCAGACAAAGACUGAUUUUCAGAUGGAUUGUGAUUGUGAGUCUUCUACAGAACAUGGUCUUCCAAAUGAAACAGUAAUAUCGAAAGACAAUGUAGACACAGUUCAUGAAAUCUCUAAAUAUGACUUUGAACAAACUGGUGACCCUGGUAUAAAUAUCCUUGAGAAUCGAUGUUUAGGAAACGCUGAUUCAACUGAUGGACAAAUGAUUAAAAGUAAAGAAAAUAGUACUGUCAAACAAGCUGAGAUUGAUGCAUUUGCUUUGCCUAAUUCUAACUGUAGUGGGGAUGGAUAUAUUGUGGGAAGAAAAGAAAACCACUGCAAUGCUAUAAAAGAAGCCACCACUGAAAGGGCUGAUACACAGAUGAAAACGAGCAAAUACAAUACAAAUGAAAUAGUGAUAUUCAAGAAAGGAAGUUUCAGGAAACAUAAUUUUCCCAAAGCUUAUUUGCCAAUACAGCGAGAUGAAGCAGGAAAACCCAUUAUUUUUUCAAGUUUUAAACAAUUUGCUAUUGAUGAGACAUUUCUUAGGCAGCAGGUGAGGGGCAAAAGAAGGAAGGCAUAUCUCAAAUGCCAGUUGUGUCCAUGUGCUGUUGAACAUCGCGCCAGUCUUAAAAGACACUAUUUUGUGCAUCAUGUUGAAGACAAAUUUAAAAACCUUUCAGGAAAGUCAAGAAAGAUGAAAAUCGCAGAACAAAAUGAAAAAGUUUGUAACAGAGAUAUCGGUUCCAGGAGACAAAUUCAUAAUAGGACAUUGCCAAAUACUACAUGCAAUAGUAUAAAUGUUCAGGAAAAUGAAUUACCAAAUUCACGCAAACUGCGAAGUGCAGUGUACCAUGAGAAACAAAACAAGAAAGAUAGUGCCAUGUUGUUUAAUGAAGAAGAUGUUGACGAUGAAGUUGGUGAUCAUAAACCACUAUAUCCUUGCAAAAUUUGUGGACAACUUCUCAAAUCUCACAAAUAUUUAGUUGAACACAUGAGUUCACACACCAAUCAAGAGAUUAUUAAUUGCCCCGAAUGUCCCCGACAAUUCUUAUGUAAAGCAGCACUAGACAGACAUUUUCUGAUGCAUAGUGGAGAUAAGCUGUACAGUUGUACAUAUUGUGAUAAUAAGUUUUCAACAUUAGAUGGUUGGAGAAAACAUGAAAAACUGCAUUCCGGAUUUAGACCACACAAAUGUGAUAAAUGUAAAAUCACUUUUAUUCAUGAAACUGAUUUACAGAGGCAUAUGAACAUGAAGCACACAGAUAAUGAUGGCUCAGAAGAGGUAAAAUCUCCAUGCACAAAUCCAAAUGCAACAGUUGAUCAAAAUGAUCACUCAAAAUCUCCUAAGAACCAUAAAUGUACAAUGUGCCAAAGGAUAUUUCGUAAGUCAAGUGGUUUAAGACGGCAUAUGAACCUUGUUCAUAAAUAUUUCAGACUGAAACCUAUGAAGUUUGCAGAUUAUUCACAAGAUGUUACUGACAUUAGCAGUGAUUCUAGUCUUGAUGGUUUUAUUGAAGCAGAUAACUUUAAAGAUGCGGUUUCCGAUAGUCUAUGUCAAUACUUGGAUGGAAAAAUAAUAUCUGAGAAACAAAAAACAGUAACACCGGUAUUACAUUCAUCAAAAGAAGCCAUUCCAAAAAUCCGAAUAUCUAUAAAAGACAACAUAUAUGAGCAACAUAUUACUCCACCAAGUGCUGCAACUAGACCACCGUUUCUAGGAAGCUCCGGCCCAAGAGAUUUUAAUCCUUCAGUUAUGAAAAGAAAGACAAAACAAAUUGAUCAGAGUUUAACAGAAACUGUUUCAUCCAAAGAGUCUCCAGCAACCUGUACCGGAAAAAAGUGUCCAAGUAGUAGCAACAUACUUUCGGAAGUGCGAGAUUUAACUCCUGCUAGCUCAAAAGCUCAGCUUAGACUUCCCUCCAAGUUAAUGUCAGUGGAAAUGCGAAAGGCCACAAGACAUAGUUCUACUUCAAGUAAAACAAUGACCACACAUAAACAACACGAAUUUAUAAAUGUGCCACAAUCAAAGGAACAGUUCAACCAACCAACUACCCAAUUUACAAUUUCACAAGAUUCUGUCAUUCCAAGAACGUCAUGUUUGCAGCCUUCUACUACACAUUUGCAAUACCCUGUUCCUACCAUACCCAUAAUACAGCAGUAUGUACCCAUUCAAAAUGCAAGACCUUCACACCCAUCAACGCAUAACAAUAUAGGAAGCAUGUCACAUCUAGUAGCUAGUGUACCAACACUACAACAACCUACCAGAAAUGUAAACAAUCAAGUAGUAGGACCACAACAAACACAACGUUACAUUGGAAAUAGUCCACAACCUGUAACGUGUAAAUCUACAGAAUCAUAUGUGGUGUCCAGCAAUUCAACAGUGCAAUUAUGUACGGGGAGUACUCAGCGAGCUAAUAUAAGUGGUGGAACAAUUCAAAAACACACAUCGUUGCCGAGUCUAGUCAGUAGUAACCCAGCACUGCGGCAUGCUAUUAUGACUUGUCCAUCCAUGGAACAACGACCUGUUUACCAAAGAUACAUGCAUGUGGCACCAAACGCAACAUUGGGACAUCAAAUUUUAACAGGAAACACUCCGGUUUCAACAGCACAGCAUGAGAAUGUUUAUACAGGAAAUCGGCAAUCUGAUGUACAACAAAAUUCACAAUUGUUAAACCUUGUUAAUGCACAGUCUCCGGCUAUUACUCCAAUACUGCAGCACUAUGUCUACUCUGGAAAUUCACAAGUAAACCCCAGACUAUCAACACCGCACUUCCAGCAAGUGGCAACCAGUAUACCAAAAGCCACACGUAACAUUCACAAAAGUAACGUGUUAGUGACGCACAGUGCUCAAAAAAAUGUUGUCCCGCAUCAUUUUGUACAAUCUACACCCGGUCUCUUGAAACAAAACGUACAACAAUCAUUUGUCAGCAUUGCUCCCGCACAGAGUAUGAAAUCAACUCCUUGUUUGGUAUGGACAUCUGCAUAUAAUAAUUUUCAAUCAGCGUCAACAUCCAGUCAAGGUAUCAAUCUUGAUACAGCAAAACAAACUAUUUUGAUGUCUGAUGCUCCAUUUUCAAAACGAAAUUUUUGUAAAAGACAAAGAGUAAGCGCUCCUGUUAAACAAUACUUUCCAACAAGCACUGCAAAAACAAUUCCACAGCUGUUGAAUAUGAAUCCAGCAACAGUGCAAACGUCAAACAUUGCUAAAACUGUGCCACCACCGUUGUUCUUUGUUGCACCAAAUACAGCGACUGUGAAACCGAAUACUUUACAAGUUCCAGUGUCUCAGCUCACUAGUAACCCAUCAACACCAAAUAUGCAAUCGAUUCUAAAACCUGCUGAAAGAAAUGUGGCUCAUACUAUGGCACAACAGACUGCAACGACAAAAACUAUAUAUACACUGGGUGGUCAGGCAAUUCCCACAGCUUGUUACGCAAUAAAUAAUGUCAAUGCUCUGUCCACAUUGUCUACUCCAGUUAAACGAAAGACAACUGAAAAGGAUAAUUGUUGUGAUUUGCCUGUUAAAAUCCCAAACCUCAAUUGUCAGAGUUCUCUUACAAAAAUGAAACAUGUAUCAAGAAAACAACAGCCACACUCUGCAAUCGUUGUUGACCUGACUACUGACUCAUCUGAAGGAAACUGUGCUAAACCACAAACUGCCCCUUGCCAGCAGAACAUCCCAUUCAGUGAUUCUUGCCUGGAUCUAAGCAUGUCAGGUCUUAAUAAACCACCAAAUCUUAUGCAAGGCUUAGCUACUAAGAAUGUCAAUCAAAGAGGUGGAACUGUGACGAAUGACAAUGUACGAACAGCCAAAAGUGAUACGUUAUUCGCAUGUAAUGUUUGCAGGCAAGCGUUUUAUUCUGUGGAGGCUUUAAGAGAGCAUGUAGUAUUACAUGGAAAUGAAUGGAAAUUCAAAUGUGAAAACUGUGCUCAGCUGUUCAAAUAUACAAAAGACUGCGAGACGCAUGCUCUACUGUGUGCUGCAAGACAUGAUAAAAUGAGAUCAACACAAAUACAAGAAAGAGCCUCCUCUGGAAACGAGUUAAAUAUACAAGAGUCUAUCGAAAAGAAUGAUUUGACUGUUGCAGAGCAUUUGACAACUAAAUCAGUGGAUUUCCGUGGAAGCACUGAAUGUCAACGUUGUGGCAGAGGGUUCACUAACUGGGAAAACUUGCAAAAACACAAUAAAAUGUGUCCAAAUAGAGACAAAAUGAGAAUCGCUAAUUGGACAAGGGACCUCACGAAAAUGAUGUCCACAUACGACAAGAAUGGUCAACAACUCAUACAACAUCACAAGUGCCCACAUUGUCAAAGGAAAUUUACUUACAUACAAAGUCUGAAAAAGCACAUUGAAAUUUGUAUCAACAAAACCGCUGAUGCACAACAACGGCCUACUGCACUUAAUGAGUCAUCAUCGGAUAUUAACAUACAAAAUCGAAAUAGCACUGAAGAACAAAUGACAAGCAGGGCCACUAAUGAACGGAUUAUGACUACACAGUUAUUGGAAGAUCGACCCAUGCGAACGAAGGAGGGUGGAACGCGAAAACGACGAGCUGGUGUUCAGAAACAAUCAUUGACUAUGCAAAGACAAGAUCAAUUAAUUAGUAAUAGAGUUGAUUGUAUUGAUGAACUUGACGUAACACGCAUUGAACAAAUGGCUCACAUGAUCCAUGAAAAAGCCUUGAACCAGGCGAUGGAAAAGAAAAGAAAAAAAGAAGAGAAAGAAAGAAUUGAAGCAAUUCUGAUAGCAAAGAAUCAACAAAGUGAAAGUCUUGAAACUGUACCACAAAAGCGUUACAGAGUCUCGUCACCAAAACAUAAUUCGUUGAAAAUAUAUAGAGAUGAUAGGCAGACUGGUGUUCUGCAGAGUGAUUAUGAAAAGGUUGGUGGUAUGCCACACAUGAACGGUAGCUCUAAACCUCAUAAACCCAACCCAGUUAAAACAUACCCAAUUAGAAGAAUCGUACACAGUGGAAUGGGAGAGACUUACGUGAAUAACUUCCUUGCCUCACUGAAUAUACUGCGUAUACACCACAAGACAUUAAAGAAAAGAGAAAGAGAAGCAGGUGUUGGUAUUGAGAAUGUUACAAAACGACUGUGUGUUAAAGCUAUAACUGAAGAACAAAAACUUAGUUCACAUGAAAAUCAAGUUGAUAUUUUCUUUGAUGGUGCAUGA